Messenger RNA from Penicillium vulpinum, 1953 nucleotides. RefSeq names its product PAS domain-containing hybrid sensor histidine kinase/response regulator. The record is from RefSeq and is a predicted model, not a curated record. The transcript has a single exon. Gene Ontology annotation, molecular function: phosphorelay sensor kinase activity. NCBI's taxonomy places the organism in Eukaryota, Fungi, Ascomycota, Eurotiomycetes, Eurotiales, Aspergillaceae. Gene Ontology annotation, biological process: phosphorylation; phosphorelay signal transduction system. Bases 1 to 1953 code for a protein of 650 amino acids.
AUGACUUUCACUUUCAAUCACAAUGUCUCGGCACAACAGCUGGCUGACAUCCUACCGAACGGCGUCGCCAUCCUCACUCACCGCUAUGAACUAGUCUCAGUGAAUCGACGCUUCCGGGAACUCAUCCCACACCCCAGCAUCAACUUCUCCGAAUGUUGGCUACGAUCGGUUCAUCCAGAUGACUAUGACCGGGUCUCCACUGGAUAUCGGGAGGUCGCAACUUCCAAACAACCACUACGUCUCGAAUACCACACCCGUGACCCGGACUCUAUUUGGUGUGUGAUGACAUUGGACCGGCUGGAUGAUAAGGAUGUCCAAUGCUUUGGGCUAGGAGAAGGCGGGGUGUACAUCUGUACAAUCGCAGAUAUCACACCAGAGAAAAGGGCUGAGCUCAUACAAAAGCAGGCUGCGGAAGAGGCACAGGAACGCAAGAAACAACAAGAGCGAUUCAUCGAUAUGAUCAGCCACGAAAUUCGCAAUCCCCUAUCUGCGAUAGUACAUUGCACGGAGGACAUUCAGGAGGCAGUCUAUAAUAAGAAGCCGGAGGAAAUUUCAGUCAUGAACAUCACCGAGGCAACAGAAACGAUCAGUCUAUGCGUCAGACAUCAAAAGAAAAUCGUCAACGAUGUUCUCACCUUUUCAAAACUCGACGCGUCCAUGCUGCCGCUGUCACCACGAAAGGUUCAGCCACAGCGACAUCUCACCAUUCCGAUGGCGAUUUUCCGACCCGAGCUCCGAAAGCAGAAGAUACACUUUGAAUACAAGGCUGAUGUUUCCUAUGCGAAAUGCGGCAUUGAUUGGGUCGUGGCAGAUCUGGAUCGGAUGGGCCAGGUUCUCGUCAACAUACUCUCGAAUGCUAUCAAAUUCACAGCCAAAUCGGAGCGUCGGCGAUCGAUCCAAGUUUCAGUGGGCGCUUCGCUCAAGCGUCCACCUUCGUACCCGCCAAAUAUUGUCUUCUUCGAUUCAGGUGAAUCAGGGCUCCGCAAAGAUGCGACUGACAAGCCCGAAUGGGGAAAUGGGGAAAUUGCAUAUAUCAUGGUCGCUGUCAAGGAUUCGGGUAUCGGUGUUACCGAGGAAGCCCAGAAACGGCUUUUCGAACGAUUCAACCAAGCAACUCCCAAAACCGAAAGCAUCUACGGUGGCUCUGGCCUUGGACUUAAUGUAUGUAGGAAGCUCUGCCACCUCCACGGGGGUGAGAUUGGCGUGAGCUCGAAGGAAUCUUGCGGAAGUACCUUCGGGUUCUUUUUCAAAGUGCGCAGAACAACCAACGAAGGCGGCGAAAGAGAGGAGAGCCCUAGCGUUUCUGCAAUCGAUAGGCUCUGCGUUGAUAUCCAGACACUGGGAAAUAAAAUGCGCGGCAUCGAUCAAACGACGGAAGAGCCCCAAAUCCCGGAAAGCCCCCCUGAAGAUAUGACUUUUGAGGCAGAGCCAUGUGAUUCGAAGGACAAAGACACAAUGCGCACUCACAUUUUACCCCGUGAGGCCAAUAAAGAUGAGAUCAAACAGACAAAUGGAAACACCUCAUCCUAUCGUGACCAGGAGAAACUAACCGGCGACGGUCAGCGCAUUCUCUUGGUUGAGGACAACGUUAUAAACAGGCGAAUCAUAUCGCGCAAGUUGAGUACACUGGGCUUCGACAUAUCGGAAGCGAGUAACGGGAAAGAGGCCGUGGAUGCGAAUGAAAAUGAACCAUUCGACUGCAUUCUCAUGGAUCAGCAGAUGCCUGUGAUGGAUGGCAACUGUGCCACAAGAGCAAUUCGUGAUAUUGAAAAGGAAAGCGGAGGGCAUGUACCCAUUCUAGGAGUCACGGCGAAUGUCAGAGAGGAACAGGAAGAGGAAAUGAUGGGUGCCGGAAUGGAUGAUAUCAUCUAUAAGCCGUACGGUACUCAGGAACUUGUUAAAAAGAUCAAUCGCAUGAUUUCGAAGGAAGGAACCGAUGACAAGGGAAGUUGA